Messenger RNA from Procambarus clarkii (red swamp crayfish), 597 nucleotides. The record is from RefSeq and is a predicted model, not a curated record. NCBI's taxonomy places the organism in Eukaryota, Metazoa, Arthropoda, Malacostraca, Decapoda, Cambaridae.
AUGUCUGGCAUGACUGGGGGCAUGUCUGCCAUGAAUGGGGGCAUGUCUGCCAUGAAUGGGGGCAUGUCUGCCAUGAAUGGGGGCAUGUCUGCCAUGAAUGGGGGCAUGUCUGCCAUGAAUGGGGGCAUGUCUGCCAUGAAUGGGGGCAUGUCUGCCAUGAAUGGGGGCAUGUCUGCCAUGAAUGGGGGCAUGUCUGCCAUGAAUGGGGGCAUGUCUGCCAUGAAUGGGGGCAUGUCUGCCAUGAAUGGGGGCAUGUCUGCCAUGAAUGGGGGCAUGUCUGCCAUGAAUGGGGGCAUGUCUGCCAUGAAUGGGGGCAUGUCUGCCAUGAAUGGGGGCAUGUCUGCCAUGAAUGGGGGCAUGUCUGCCAUGAAUGGGGGCAUGUCUGCCAUGAAUGGGGGCAUGUCUGCCAUGAAUGGGGGCAUGUCUGCCAUGAAUGGGGGCAUGUCUGCCAUGAAUGGGGGCAUGUCUGCCAUGAAUGGGGGCAUGUCUGCCAUGAAUGGGGGCAUGUCUGGCAUGAAUGGGGGCAUGUCUGGCAUGAAUGGGGGCAUGUCUGGCAUGACUGGGGCAUGUAAGAGAAUACAGCAGCUCAUCGUGUGA